Populus nigra (black poplar) is the source of this 843-nucleotide messenger RNA. RefSeq lists its product as uncharacterized. Lineage: Eukaryota; Viridiplantae; Streptophyta; Magnoliopsida; Malpighiales; Salicaceae. The record is from RefSeq and is a predicted model, not a curated record. Bases 259 to 435 code for a protein of 58 amino acids. The transcript has 3 exons.
AGAAUGACGGGCUUCAUUGUGCCAGACACUUUAGCAAUCAAGCCUCAAACGGGCCAUCUUGAGGUUCCCCCUUCGCUCAUCCAACUCUGCAACAAACAUCACAGCAGCCUUGGUCGCCACAAAAAUAACCAGGUUUUGAGGCUCUCGUUCAAUCUCCUAGGUUUUGGGUCUCAAAGGAACUGUCUUUCUAAGUUAAGAUUCUGGUUUUCGGUGGAGCUACCUUGUAUAACAGAUAAAGAAUCUUGACUGGAAGGAAAGAUGCCACAUAGAACACGGCCGAUGACUGCACUCUUGGUGUUCUCUGGAAUCAAUGUGGUCUUGGUAUCAACCAUUACUCCAGUCUAUGAUUUUGUUUGCUUCCUUCCUUACUGGGAAAGAAGGAGAGAACGCCGCCGUCAGGAACGUCAAGCUGCCUUAACAAAGGAUUCCAAAUGAAUAGAGAUGGGUCUUUGAGGUUAGAAAUUUAUGAUGAUUGGUUUGUAAUUGACCUUGUGACAUUAAAACUUCCUUGAUCAGAGCAUAUAAUGGCAACUGGUUCAAUUUUGUAGCAGAAAGAUUUCAUGGAGAAACUUGAUUGAGGUAUCAGAAUGGCUCUCUGAGGUUUGGUUGGGAAGCGUGUGGUAGGUUUAGCAAUACUAUUUUUACACCUGUGACUUUUCCACUCUAGCUGGAUCCACCUGACGACAUGUUAUUUAAAGAGAAAUGAUAGAUUUUCCUCACAGGUUUCCGUUAGUUGCGUGUCUUUUAUGCUUUAGCCAUGGUAAUGCCUAGUGUUACAGGGACUACCAUUGAUGCAAACUUUCAACUGGAAAUCCCUUGAAAUUUAAGCUAUUACUUUGUACA